This is a messenger RNA of Symbiodinium necroappetens, 1365 nucleotides long. Lineage: Eukaryota; Dinophyceae; Suessiales; Symbiodiniaceae. The record is from the annotation of a GenBank genome assembly.
AUGAACAAUGACCAGAGCGUAGCAAAUGCACACACCAACGUCCCCGCGAUGACACUGGUGACCCUCGGCGGGGCUUUCGAUAUGCGCAACGUCAGCCCGUUCUGUUUGAAAAUUGAAAUGCUGAUGCAAUCUCUCGGACUCAAAUUUGAUCUUGCAGAGCAACCAGACCCCCGCAAGGCACCCAAAGGCAAAUUGCCUUACCUGGAAGUGGAUGGCAAAACCCUGCCCGAUUCAGAAUUGAUCACCGAAUACCUUAACGAAAUCACCCAUGGCGCCGUCUACGCCGGUCUCACAAGCCAACAGCAGGCCUAUGGGGUCGCACUGGCUCGUCUGGCUGAGGAUCAUUUAUAUUGGUUAAUGGUUGCCAGUCGCUGGCUCGACGAUAGCUGGUGGCCAAAUGUCGUAGACGGUUUUUUCCAUAUCGCGCCAGCAAUUAUUCGACCGCUGGUCGCAGGUGCUGCACGACGGCAGGUCCGUCAGACCUACGACCUGCAGGGCCUUGGGCGACACAGCAUCAGCGAACAACGCGGCUUUGCCGAACGGGAUCUGCAAGCCCUGCAGGAUGCGGUGGCAGAUCAGAACUUUCUGUUCGGCGACACCCCAAAUAUUUUUGAUUUCACGGUGGCCGGCGUGAUGUCAGGCAUUUACGAUAACCGGCCACCGACCUGGUUAACCGAGAUGGCGCAGAAUUACUCGAAACUGCAGGCCUAUACCGAACGGGUCGCAAGCAACGUAGCCACUAUUGGCAUGGAUGACGGCAAAGCCAACGCAGUUGGGCAUAACUUUAUCGACAACAUGAAUGAGGCCCUGGACCGUGCUGAAAAGGAAGCCCAGGCAGUACUGAUCACUGGACGAGAAGGCGUCUUCUCAGGUGGCUUUGACUUGAAAGAGUUUGCCAAAGGGGUAGAUGCAACCAAUGCGUUGGUGAACAAAGGUGCAGCAAUGUUGUUGCGUCUAUUCAAACAUCCACAACCUCUUGUUGUGGCCUGUGCAGGCCAUGCGGUAGCAGCAGGCGCAUUUACCCUGCUGGCAGCAGACACGCGAAUCGGCGUCAGUGGACCUUUCAAGAUAGGUUUGAAUGAAACCGUGAUCGGCAUGACCCUGCCUACGUUCGGCCUGCAGCUGGCCGCCGCGCGUCUGUCCAAACGCUUACAGACAAAGGCCACCAUACAAGGCCAUCUUUUUGCGCCAGAGGAGGCUUUGGAUGCAGGUUUUCUUGAUCAGGUGGUAUCACCAGACUUGCUGAUCGACACAGCUUUUUCAAUUGCAGUGGAGCUUGCCCAGUUGCCUACCGGGGCUUAUGCGGCAAACAAGCUGGCGGUACGAGCACCUUAUAUUGCAGUUAUUGAGUCCAGCUUAGGAUGA